Molecule: messenger RNA, 1194 nt
Organism: Fusarium subglutinans
Lineage: Eukaryota; Fungi; Ascomycota; Sordariomycetes; Hypocreales; Nectriaceae
Exons: 9
Coding region: 1-1194 (397 amino acids)
Source: RefSeq, a predicted model, not a curated record
AUGGCAGUCCAAGCUCAUGAGCUUGACAGACGCGCCGUCGAUCCUCUAGCGGGAACAUCCGAGUGUGCGAGGACAUGUUAUACAAAGACGAAUGGCACAGAAGCGUUUCGAGGCAGCCAAACCGACGACCUCUGUCGAGACAAGCCACUUUAUCAUAAUGUUGAGAUCUGUGUAAAACACGACUGCAACUUCACCGAGAUAUUGGACUUCAAGAACAAAACGUCCCGGGCAUGCGAGUGGCCGAUCACCGAUCGCCGACAAGAAAUCCGAAUCAGCUGUUUGACGAUAGGCGUGUUAGCUAUGGUCUUCUUUACUAUGAGAGCCAUCUCAAAGAUAAUCGGGUUUGUGCCAUAUGGACAUGACGAUAGCCUCAUCUUAGCAGCUCUGCCGUUUAUUAUUGCAUUUAAUAUUUUCUGUCAAAUCCUCACCUCAAAGGGUCUUGGACUCGAUAUCUGGUUCGUGGAAGACGAUAACAUCCGCACCUUUCUCAUCCUGAUCUUCGCUUCCGAGCUAUCCUACGCGACAGCCCUCGCUCUCGUGAAACUAUCAAUCCUAGCCUUCUUUCUUCGCAUAUUCCCCGACCAAAAGUUCCGCACCAUUGUCCGAUGGACCACGAUCUCUAUUCUGGCCAUAUGUCCCUUAUAUCUAGUCCUAAUCUUCCUUCAACGACGGCCACUCGGUGUUCUUUGGAAUGGAUGGAGGGAUAAGAAUCCGCAAGGUGUUGUCUUGAGUGCAAAUCUCAUAGGGAUAACUCACGGUGCAUGGAACGUUGCUUUGGACAUUUGGAUGAUGAUUCUUCCAAUGACUCAACUUCUCAAAAUCGGAAUCAAGCUGAAGAAAAAGAUUGGAGUUAUUGCUAUGUUUGGAGUGGGCCUCUUCCUCACGAUCGUCAGUUCCGUCCGCAUCCCAACCCUGAUAGUAUUUUCAACGUCACGGAACAUGACCGCUGAUUCUGUCGGAAUAAUAAUCUGGUCAAAUAUCGAGAUUUGUGUAGGCAUGAUGGUAGCAUGCAUGCCUGGAGCACGUCAAUUCGUCCGCGACAUUACACUUCGAGUAAAACGAGGAAGCGAGUCCGAUGGGUCCAGCACUGAGAAUAUCUUUAUUGAGCGGACGAUAGAGACGAUCCAGACUGAUGCGGACGAGACAGUUACGAGUUCAAUAGUGAGACCGGAUGAAGUGCUCUUGUCAAAAUGA